UUUUUAGGAAGCAUGGUUUGUUUUUUGGGUAGGGUGGUUCAAGAAUAAUUUCACUUCUCCUUUCAAGAGAAAACGGAAAUUUAAAUUUAAAACUGAACAUUCAUCAGAAUUUUCUUACUGAUGAGCUCAGCAAAAGCAGGUCUAAAAUAAUCCGUGCAUUCACAUAUCCUGAACAAGAACAAUGGAGAAGACACAAUCUCAAGGUUGCGAUUCUGAUGGUUUUAACAUGUUGAUUUGUGAAGAGGAAUUCAACGUUGAAGACCAUAAUUCCUUCCACAUGUCUAACCAAAGCAGGCAACCAGUGACUUUGUUCAUUCCUGGGAGACGUAGCAGACUGGCUACUGUAAUUUUGGUGCUUCUUGCUGGUCUUCUACUUAUACUUGAUAUUGCCCUGGGGGUGCAUUACAGCAGUUUGCAAGAAACUCACCUCACAUUCAAAGACACUGAAACCCUUGAAAAAGACCUCGUCGAACUUCAUAAGCAAAAUAAGACAGCAGUUGAGAACAUAUAUGCUGCUCAGAAGCAGCUGGACGGUGAAAUAAAGAGUCAGAAAGAAACCAAGUGGGAGCUUGAACAUCAGACGAAAAGGACUGAAGACUACAAAGUGCUCAUUGAGAAAGUUACACAGGACCUUGGAAAACUGAGAGCACAAGUGACAAAGAUCUCUGGUGGCUGCACUCAUUGUCCUCCAGGAUGGCUCUUCAUAAACUUGGUGUGCUAUUACUUCUCUUCUGACAAUGCUGGGCUGAAAUCAUGGCAAGAAGCCAGAGAGUUCUGCCAGAUUCAUGGAGGAGAUCUUCCAGUCAUUGACACCAAAGACAAAGAGAAGACAAUCGUAAAUUACUUGUUAAAUCAUGUUCAGAAUCCUUCAGAAACCAUAAAUGGUUUCUGGUUUGGACUGAGACAAUUGACAGAGGAAGACUCUUGGCACUGGUUGGACGGAACAUUCCUUGUUGAAGGAUACUGGAAGGUUGGGCAGCCAGAUGAUUAUCACACCAACGAGGACUGUGCAGCAGUGUACCCUAACGAAAACUUCUUCAGGGCCUGGAAUGAUUUAACAUGUGGAUCCAGACAAAACUGGAUUUGUGAGAAAGCACCAACUUAUGAGUUCCUAAACGGGACAAAUAAUCAAUAGUCUAAAUACUGAGCUCACUUACACCUCCAUAAUAAAAGAAAAAGAAAAAAAAAUCUGGUAAUGCCACAGCCUGUUGAGGUGGAAGUGUCUCAGCAAAAGCUGUAAUUAUAUAUCAUUAAACAAGCUUCUCGCCACAUGCAGCAUUUCAUAGCAAGUUGUCUACUAAUCUGCAUAUCUAUGUAUGUGUGAAGAUUGUAAAUUUGACUGACUGAUUAUUAAAAUGUGCUUCUAGUAGUCAGACUAGAAAAAUGGCAUAUGACUAAAGUCCAUUUAAACUACAUUUGCAGCUCUCCAUUCAAAGACUUACCUUUUUUGACAUUAGCCUAAUAAAAAUAUAAACUUGUUGUCAUUGUGCCACAUUUGUUAUGCUUUUUGCAAAUAUUAAUCUCAUAUUUAUUUGCUGCAUGUCUAUGAAAACAUUGUCAAUAAAUUUUGUCUUAAUAUAUUGGUGAGUUUAAAUAAAGGGUCUACUUUAUAUAGCAAUUUAAGAUACAUUGCAAAGAGUAAAAAAAAUUAAUAAAAAAAAAAUCUAAAGCAAGGCUAAGGUAAUUUAGCCAAGUGAACUAACACAAACUAUGAUAAAAUAUGUUAAAUUAACUUUAGAAACGAAUGCAAGAUAAGUUAUCUAAAUUAGUAAUACAAACAAAUGUGACCUUGUCUGCUAUAUUUUUGCAUUACUAGUUUAGUUUAUGAUGAAUUAACUUAGAAAAAAUAAGCAAAAUAAAUAACACAAACCAAGCUCAAAUAAAAGAUGAAUUAAGAUGAACUAAGCAAAGACAGACUAAACUAACAAAAACUAAGUUAAGUUAAACUUACCAAAACAAAAAUAAAAAUUCAAGUUAGUUACUUGUUCCAAUAUUUAUCUUUGGUUAUUUUGUGGGUGAAUGUAAGGAAGGAUUUGACUUCAACAAACUACAAAACAAAUACAGGAGCAGCAUCUCUUUAACAAGAAAAAACAUUUGUCAAUGUAGCCUUCUCAUUUUAAUGAAAUGUAAAACUAUUUUCAUCUUUAGAUUAUGGAUUAUAAAAAGGGUAUUCAAUUCAAUUGCUCCCUCUGACUUGCUUCUCACUGUUUCUUUCAGACAACACUCAAACAUCUUGCAAACUGCUGCUGAUUUUCUUUAUGAGAACUUAUUUUGGUUUGAAAGAUAUAUAAAUCUUAAUACAAGAUACUGAUCAUAUUUUUUUCUAGCUCUGGCAGUUAAACACAAACACAUCUAUAAAAUGCAUGUAUAUUAUUCAGAAAUUAAGCCAUACAACAUUUUGCAACAUGUUUGCAUUAAAACAUUCAAAAAGUAUUGGCACAACAGGUCUACUCCCAGUUACAUGGUCACCAGAAUGCCAUUUAAAACAUGAUCAUCCGAGCCUGUGCCUCUUAUCACUAGUUUGAACAGGACAAACAGAUCGAUGUGGACUACAAGCAGUGGUAAAGUGCAGAAUUCAGAGUAAAAAAGAGAGUAAAAGAUGUCGUUUGAAGGAAAGAUUUACCAAGAUUUGACCACGGAUGAGGUUUCACCUUCUCAUCGACGAACAUUUGGACAAGGUCUGUUGGCAGAAAUUGGUGAAUAUACAUUUCAACACCAGCGACUGGUUGUACUAAGCCUGGGCCUGCUAAAUGCUGCUUUACUGAUUUCUGCUGCUGUCAUUGGGAUUUGCUGUGCUAACGCCAAAGACCUUCAGGUUCCUGAUUUAGCAGCUUCACCCCUCCUUGUUGAGGUGAACUUUCUCAGCAACCAGACGGAGAUAAUAAGACAGCGAACGGAGGCCCAGAACACACUGGAGAUAGAGCGUGCCAACCAUGGUCAACUAAAGCUGGAAGUGAGGCAGAAGAAGACUCUGACUGACAGCCUUCAGAAGCAAAUUAGCAUCCUGCAAAAAGAAAAGACAAAUCUCCUGUCCAAUGCAUCUGCUCUAG
This is a messenger RNA of Gambusia affinis (western mosquitofish), 3050 nucleotides long. RefSeq names its product CD209 antigen-like protein E. The transcript is spliced from 8 exons. The coding region runs from base 182 to 1135 and encodes 317 amino acids. Lineage: Eukaryota; Metazoa; Chordata; Actinopteri; Cyprinodontiformes; Poeciliidae. The record is from RefSeq and is a predicted model, not a curated record.